GUAAAUUUUGUUUAACAUCCGAUCACGUUGCACCUGGUGUCUGGAAUCUUGAAAGUGAGAGCGAGCAGAGAAAAGUAGGCACGCUCCCACACUUGAAAAAGCCUUGGUCCUCUUUCCUUGAAACACUACUCUGUACUCCAUCCGAUCUCUUCACAAUAUAAACCAUUUGAAAAGAGGGUAUCUCUCUCUCUCUCUCUCUCUGUUUUUCUUUUCUCUAGGAAAAUAAUACCCUAAUCUGACCUUUCACAUUGUUCGGGAAAUGGCUUGGGAUUUAAUUUUCUGGAUUCUCUGUUUCUUCAUCAACAUAGCUCUUUUCGCUUCAACCUUUUAUCAGUUGUUGUCGUUAUCGGAUCUUGAGGUUGAUCAUCUGAAUCCCUUCGAAGCAUCGAGUCGGAUUAAUGCGGUUGUUGUCCCGGAGUUUCUCUUGCAAGGACUGCUUUGCGCUCUUUUCCUGCUCACCUGGCAUUGGUUUAUGUUUCUCUUGUUUCUUCCCCUUACUGCUUAUCAUCUCAUGCUGUACUUGAAUCGGAAGCAUCUUAUUGAUGUCACUGAGGUUUUCAGAGAUAUUGGCACUGAGAAAAAAUAUCGAUAUGUCAAGCUGGGCAUUUAUUUAGUUCUCUUCACUGUAAUUUUGUUCAGGCUUAUAAUAUCUGCUUUCAGCUCUUUACUUGAUGAGGAUGAGGUGCAUGCAUUUUGAUUCCUGGGCAGUACGGUAGGUUGUAUUUGUAAAUUCGUCAUCCAUAUUUCUGAUCCAUAUAGAAAGUGAAACUUAGCUGACAGGUGUAGAUGUAUCAGAACUUGGAAGUUUCUUAAAUAUUUUUCACUUGGGGGCGGUCAUACGCCUUGAUUUAUCAUGGCUGAUUCAUAUAUAUGAAUGAGAGGUUCUGUAGACAGUGUUUAAGUUUUGAAGAAUGAUGAAGAGAUUGGAUUAUUAUCCUCCUCAAGAAGUGAUUAAACCAAAUCCUUUUUCAGUGCCA
Molecule: messenger RNA, 977 nt
Organism: Theobroma cacao (cacao)
Lineage: Eukaryota; Viridiplantae; Streptophyta; Magnoliopsida; Malvales; Malvaceae
Product: Cornichon family protein
Biological process (GO): vesicle-mediated transport
Source: RefSeq, a predicted model, not a curated record